Messenger RNA from Seriola dumerili (greater amberjack), 1586 nucleotides. It is a transcript of the gene mlpha, whose product is annotated as melanophilin-like. The transcript has 14 exons. Lineage: Eukaryota; Metazoa; Chordata; Actinopteri; Carangiformes; Carangidae. Gene Ontology annotation, molecular function: myosin binding; small GTPase binding; actin binding. Gene Ontology annotation, cellular component: cortical actin cytoskeleton. The record is from RefSeq and is a predicted model, not a curated record. Gene Ontology annotation, biological process: intracellular protein transport. The coding region runs from base 1 to 1545 and encodes 514 amino acids.
AUGGAGAGAAAACUGGAUCUUACCCGUCUGACGGACGAAGAAGCGAAACACGUGUGGGAGGUGAUUCAACGAGACUUUAACCUCCGCAAGAAGGAGGAGGAGAGACUUGGUGACCUGAAGACGAAGAUCGAGAAGGAGGACACGAAGCGCGAGCUGCUGGGCUCUGAGAGCAGAGUGUCCGACUCUCUGUGUAUCCGCUGCCUGCAGCCCUUCAAGUUCCUGGUCAACAGCAAGCGUCAGUGUCUGGACUGUCACAUGUUCACCUGCAAGUCCUGCAGCCGCUACAACAAGAAGGAGCACGGCUGGGUGUGUGACAACUGUCGCAUGACCAGAGUGUUGAAGAUGGGGACUCUGGGUUGGUACCAUGACAAUGUCAGAAACCGAUUCAAACGCUUUGGCAGCGCCAAAGUCAUGAGGUCACUGUACAAGAGGCUGAAUGGAGACGGUGGUCGUGAUGAUGAUACUCAGAGUAUGCCGGACGUCCACAAGUACAUGUUCAAUGGGAACGAGGACGACCAUGGCGACGCUGAGGCUCAGCGCUACAAAGUGAUGAGGAAGAGUAAACGUCUGCUGUCUGUCCAUCCCAUGGACUUUGACUCAGAGGAUUAUUUCCCUCACUCACGACGACAGUCUGUCCAGCAGCCGCAGGAGGAUCGAUAUUAUAGGAAUGACGUGGACUACGACGCUUACAACCACCGUGUUAACCGCAGGAAGAGUCUGGACCGCUACGCCAUGAGACCUGAUGAAUAUGGAGACAGCAGGAUGGUCCGGACUCGCUCUCUGUCUAAGAUCAGUUCGUCGGUUGCUCGGCAACAGUACGUCGACACCUCUGAUGAGGAGGAGUACCAGAGACACCCCCCUAUGUAUCAACAACCCCCCCACCGCCGUAAAAACAGCAGAGCCUCCUCCCAGGAGAACCUUGGACAAGGCCCGCCUAUCAACGAGCUGAACAAACGCAUGUCGGCCAUCGAAAGUCUGCUGAGCCGCCUGGAGGAGAAGAUGACGCCUGCUGAUGAGGAGUCCACUCCGUCCACUCAGAACGAGGAGGAGAAGCUGAGGAGAAAGCUCAGUGAGUUGGCGGGAAACCUGAGUGAUAAGGGUCUGUCCUCGGAGGACGAGAAGAAGUCUUUCUCUCUGGGUAAAGGUCUGGCUGGAGUCCGGGGUCCGGUGGUCACUCUGGACUCUCUGAAGGACAAAGACCUGAGCUCGUCCAGCGACGAGAUGCCGACUGAGGCCCAGAAGGUGUACAUCGCUGCCGGUCAGUCCUACGAACUGGAGUCCAAGCUUCGCAAACUGGAGCAGAGCGCCAAGAACCGCUUCGGAGGGACCACGGACUCAGAGCUGUCGGAGCUGGAGGACGUGGUGGCACUGACGGCCGCCAGAGUCCAGAGCGCUGAGAGCGAGGUGUCUGACAUCGAGAGUAAGAUCGCUGCUCUGAGCGCCACUGGCUCCAAGAAGAAGGUCGGUGGAUCUCAUCAGAGGAAGAAGUCCACACAGGAUUUCACCAAAACUAACGGAGCUCAGUGGAAAUCAAACAUGUACUGAACCAGAAAAGCACCUGAGAACCAGAGAACCAACCUGAGAAC